Molecule: messenger RNA, 1197 nt
Organism: Trichechus manatus latirostris (Florida manatee)
Lineage: Eukaryota; Metazoa; Chordata; Mammalia; Sirenia; Trichechidae
Gene: TAS2R10
Product: taste 2 receptor member 10
Biological process (GO): G protein-coupled receptor signaling pathway; detection of chemical stimulus involved in sensory perception of bitter taste; sensory perception of taste
Cellular component (GO): membrane
Molecular function (GO): G protein-coupled receptor activity; bitter taste receptor activity
Source: RefSeq, a predicted model, not a curated record
AUGCUAAGUGUCAUUUUUAUUACAGAGUGUGAAUCAGUUUUAGGGGUUUUAGGGAAUGGAUUUACCGGACUUGUAAACUGCAUUGAAUGUGUCAAGAAUAAGAAGUUCUGUAUGAUUGACUGCAUUCUCCCUGGCUUAGCUCUUUCUAGAAUUUGUCUGAUAUGGAUAACAGUCACAGAUGGAUUUUUAAAGAAAUUUUCUCCAGAUAUGUAUGUCUCCAGUGACUUAACUGAAUAUAUUAGUUGCUUAUGGAUAAUUAUCGGUCAGUCAAGUGUCUGGUUUGCCAACCUCCGCAUCUUUUAUUUUCUGAAGAUAGCCAGUUUUUCCCAGCGCCUUUUUCUCUGGCUGAAGGGUGGACUUAAUAGGGUUCUUCCCCUUGUCAUGGGAUCCUUGCUUCUUUCACAGUUACUUGCCUUCCCACAAGUAGUGAAUCUUCAUGAUUACAGAAUCUCGAAAAGAAACAGAACAUGGCAGCUCAACAUGAACAAAAGUGAAGUCUUUAUGAGCCAGGUUUCCCUCAACCUGGGUCAUUUUCCUCUUACUCUAUCCUUGAUUACAUGUUUCUUGUUAAUCAGUUCCCUUUGGGGACACAACAGGAGGAUGUGAAUGAGUGUCACAGCCAGAGAUCCCAGCACAGAAGCUCAUAUUAGAGCAAUGAAAGUUUUGAUGUCUUUCCUUGUCGUCUUUAUUUUGCAUUUUAUAGGCAUUGCCAUAGAAAUUUCAUGUUUAACUGUGCCAGAGAAUAAACUGCUGCUUUUAUUUGUCAUGGCAAAAACAAUCAUCUAUCCCUGGGGCCACUCAUUUAUCCUAAUUCUAGGAAACAACCAGCUAAAUCAGGCCUCUUUGAAGGCACAGCAGCCAUUAAAAUGCUUCAAGAAAAGGCAAAAAUCUUGGCACUCCAUGGACAGGCUUGGAGAGAAAUAGAUAUUGUAGGAAAAUAAUCUAGUGCAGAAAUGUUUGAAGAUAUAUUUCAUUUGUACCACGUUCUUGCAUUGGUUUUAAUUGUGUUCUUGGACAUCACUGAAAUCUUCCAUAAUUGUCCUGAUAACCUCUCAGAGAACCAAACUUUUCAACGAGAUUCUAAUCCUGCAUGCUACUUCCGUGACUCAGUCGGGUUCCCUACCCUGCUAUAUCUUCUUCUGACACAUCUACCAGAGGAAGAACAUCAGCCUGGAGACUAUACACUGUAAAUAAUAU